Cavenderia fasciculata is the source of this 3474-nucleotide messenger RNA. RefSeq lists its product as uncharacterized. Bases 1 to 3474 code for a protein of 1157 amino acids. The transcript is spliced from 5 exons. Lineage: Eukaryota; Evosea; Eumycetozoa; Acytosteliales; Cavenderiaceae. The record is from RefSeq and is a predicted model, not a curated record.
AUGAUGAACAAAUCGUCAAUCAUCUUGGGUACUCUUGUUUUGUUGGUGUCUUUGGUGACACUUGCAGAGAGUACUCACAAUUACAAGGUGUAUGUCGAUGUUAAUUCCAACUGCAUCACCUCCAAGUACAACAAAUGUGGUCGUCAUCCAUGGUCUGCCUUUCGUAAUCUAAAGGAAGCCUUGUCCUAUGUAUCAACCUACUUCCCAGGACAAGACUCUGACUCGGACUCUGACUCUGACGGAUGGGAUGACAACUGGUUAGACAUCUUUGGCUUCAAAAAGAACAACGGUGGCGGUAAAGACUCUCACGACUGUUUCCCAACCAUCUACGUCAGUAGAGGUGUCUACAGUGGAAACCUAAACAAAGAAUUAAAUAUUUCAACUCCAGUUGAAAUUAAAUCAAAGGAUGGACCAAGUUCAACAUUUAUUGAUUGCAUGGGAUCUGGAAAUGGUAUGAGAAUUAAUAACAAUCCAAACUUUAUCCUUGAAGGUUUUACUAUCCAAAAAUGUAGUAGUAACUUUGGCGGUGGUUUGUUUAUCAAUGCUAGUCAUGUGACCAUGUCGAAUAUGGUGUUUAGAGACAACUUUGCCUCUCAAGGUGGUGCCCUUGCCAUCCAGUCCAGCUCGGUCAUUGUGUCGCAGUCCACCUUUAUCAACAAUGCCGGUAUCGAAGUUGCCAACGGUGUCCUCGUCAACGACUCGACUGUCAACUUUAUCAACUCGAACUUGCAAUGUGCCAACGACCUCUACUGUAACUCUGGUGCUGUAACAUUUGACGGCAACACCCUGUACUCUAACUCUUCCAUCACCUGUGCCAGUACCAAAGAAUGUCUUGUUACCAACGGUGACAUCUCUGACAGUACCGCCGACGACGAUAACUAUAUCAGUCUUUGUGGAAAGGUUCGUCCAGUUUGUCAAAUUAAUUCAAAUCAAUCAAAUAAUGGUGAUUCAUCAAGUUGUAAUAAUGAUGGAGUUUGUGAUCCAUUGACAGAGAAUUGUUUGACAUGUUCAGAUUGUACUCAAUGCAAAUUGACAGGUUGGAAAUUAGUUUCUAUCGCCGGAUGUAUCCCACCUAUCAAUAACCAAACUGGGUGUUCCAACUCGACCACCAAGAUUCAAACACCAGAGAUUAUCAACUUUAUGCCAAGUGCUCCAUGUCCAGUGGCCGGUAUUCUCAGUUCCUACGUCCGUGUCAAAGAUGAUGGUCCCAUUUCAAUCCGUCUCCAAGCCAAAAACAUGGGUGUCAGAUUAUAUGUAAACAAUCGUAUCCAAAUCGAUGCCUACCUAUCCAACUUGACCGAAGUCGAUACUGUGCGUGAGAUUAGCUUUGUUAAAGCUCAUCCACAUACCAUCCGUCUAGAAUUCUUUUCACUCUUUUCAGAGACUAGAAAUAUUUCCCUUUCUUGGAGAACUUCAAAUAAUGAUCCAUAUCUUCCAAUUGAUGGUUUCAUUUCUCAAAAUGUUUGUAACGAUCAAAUUCUUGAUGAAGAAGAAAAGAAUGAAACCUCUCCAUUUUAUUGUUUAUCUGAUUUACAAUCACUCAAUCCAAAUAAUAUCACGUUUACGUGUGGUGAUGGAUUAUGUACUGAAGUACCAGAGGAAUGUGUAUUUGAUUGUUAUUCAAUUCUUUCACCAAAGUGUCCAGCUCAAGCACCACCAGCUCCAUCUCUUCUUGACCCAGUUGAUACUACUGGAAUGUUGUUGAAUAACCAAUACCUCUUCUCGUUGCCAGGUCUCUCUAAUUUGGCUCAUGGUGUUGAUAUUCUCACUGGUUUGAGCAGAGUGGUACCUAUCUUUGCAUUUGACUAUUGUGACAACUCGACGUUUACACUCCUCCAAAACUCGUAUCGUUACCAGGUAUACACCAUUCCAAAGGGUGUAUAUGCUACAUUGACCCCAUCAUGUAACUACAAUGCCGAGACAACCACCUACUCAUCGUCGACCAGUAUGGCCAGAGAAAAGGCCACUUCUACCAUGUCCAGUCUCGAGGCCAAUGCUGGCGGAGGCAACUCUUUUAUCAAGGCAUCUGCCAACGUUGCAUUUACCAAGGAAAACUCAGUCACCAAGGCAUCCGAGAUUGAAAACAAGAUAUCUGGAUCGUUGCAUAGUACCGAGGUCAAGUGUAUCAUCUCCAAGGUGCAUUUGGUCGACCAAAAGUUGCACCCCAUCUUUGUACGUGAUAUUUCACACGCCAUUGACAAACCUCAAAUGAUCCAAGUUGUCAAAAAGUACGGGAACCUCUACUACAAGUCAGCCUCGCUCGGUGGGAGAUUAGUGCAGUCUACCAUCGUCUCGGAAGACUACUCUAGCAAGACUGACUCGUCUGAAGUGUCAAACAGCAUCGAUCAAAGCUACGGCGCAUCCAUCAACAGUCCCGUUCUCAACGUCCAAGUACAAACCACCAAAUCCACCUCUUCCCAAGUGUCAUCUGAACAAAUGAAAUCAUUUGAAGAAAACUCUCUUCGUACUACCAUCUCUUCGUUUGGUGGUCCCGCCGGUAUCUUCUCACCCGAUCAAGACAAUUCAUUUGCUCGUUUCAGUGAUUGGGCCAAUCAAGUUGAUUUGAUUCCAGUUCCCAUUGAUUUUAAGCUGGAUUAUAUUGCCGAGUUGAUUCCAUCGCAUUGGAAGGUAAAGAAUAGUUCGCAGAGUAUAAGGGAACUUUGGAUGGAUGCAGAGAUUGAAUGGUUUGGACAAGUGUACCCAGACAAGAUCUUUAUCAGUAGAAACAUGACAUUGCUCCAAUUCAACUUCAACGCUGCACCAACUGAUAUUCCCAAUGCCCUCUCUCUAACGACCAUCGCCUACAAUGAGACAACCGAUGUCUAUGAACCAUUGUUGACAUCCAACAACCACACCAUCCACAACACCACCACUGCAUCGGUUGAAGCAGUGUUCCCAUCGAUCAUUGAAAUCAAGUCGUUGGUCGGUCUCAACAUCCCAUCGGCUUGCUUCCCACUGACUAUCAUUGACUCUGCCAUGUCGAGAUCCUACCGAUUCAAUAGUAUUGCCGACACACCCACCUAUGUACCCCACCAAGUUGUUGUAGAGUAUACUGUCGAAUGCGCCGAUUGCACAGACAACACCUACUUGAUGGCGCUGGUCAAGGGUAGCAAAGACACUGUCAAAAAAAUAUUCCAAUGGAAAUCAUUUAAAAACCAAAAGUCAUUCACCGUCAAUGAAUCCACCUAUAUUGGUACUAUCCUCUCUUUGAACCUCCGUAUUGUCAUGACACUCGAAGAAGGAGAAGUAGCCGAAUCAAAAAUCUCGCUCCAAGUCAAGUCGCUUUUGAUCAGCCAAACAUGCGGUGCUCCAAACUCGGAUGGAGUAGAUCAAUCUGGAUGCACACCUGCCAGUGUUCCAUUCACCACCUAUGGUUACACUCAUGUCUACCAACCAAUCGAUGCUAAAAAAGUAUACACUGUUAAAACUAUCAAAUCUUAUAGUACAAUUCCAGUGAUUUAUUAUUCUUUCUAA